AUCUCAUUGACAUAUAUCAUCAUCAUUAGCCGGAAUCAGAGUCGUAUGCAUCAAGAAUGGCUAAUCGUCCUUGUUCAAUAUGUCAGCGAGCGUUUGGACGUGACUCAACUCUCUUCUCCCUCUCGAAUGACAAGAUAGGACUUUCGCAAGGCCCCAGAGUUCUUCUGGCACCCAUAAAUAGCAUUAGAAGAGCUGCCUCAAUCGGCUGCCCUCUAUGUACAAUUCUGACUUCUAGUCUCGAAGUCGAGUUCUUGGACCCCAUAGCGCGAGAGAGAGAAAUAGCCACUCUUCAGAGAGCCGUUCUAGAUCCAGCCUGCGCGUUAGCUAUAUAUGUAGGCGUCGAUGACGUCUCUCAUACAAGUUUCUCUCGAGUACCUGUUUCUUGGAACCAUCUCCCGCUUGGACAACUGAACACACCUAACGAGGAUGGUAUGGUUAUGGAAGCAUGGGUCGUUGACUGUGUUAAGAAUCACCCAAAAUGCAAGAAUGAUUCAGGGUCCUUUAUUCCUACAAGACUACUUGAUAUCGAUGCCUUCGAAAACUCUGACGACAUCCGACUCGUCAGGUUGGAUUGGAAGCUUUCUUCGCCGCAAUAUGUGGCUCUGAGCCACUGCUGGGGCCCUGCCACACGGCUCCCAAUAACCACUACCACAUCUACGCUGGAAAAUAGGAUGAAUCGGAUCAAGUUUGGUCUCUUGUCACAAACGUUUCAAGAUGCUGUCAGGCUCGCUAGGCAAUUAGGUCAACGCUAUCUUUGGAUUGAUUCACUGUGUAUUAUCCAAGACGACAAAGACGAUUGGGUGGCCGAGGCAUCAGCUAUGGCCGCAGUAUACCGCAACUCCAUCUUCACCAUUUUUGCACUCAGCUCUCAGAACAGCACAGGGGAUGUCGUGUCAACGCGCAUGGCACGUCACCUCUGAAAUCGUCACGUUACUGUGAUAUCAACACUGGCGCGGGCAGGAUUCGUCUCUUUGAGUCUCCUCCUAAGGAACGGCAUAUCGAAUAUGGUGAUGAUACGUAUAAACAUGGCCGGUAUAGCACUCAUAAUCCUCUGAGGACAAGAGCCUGGACACUGCAGGAACGAGAACUGUCGGUUAGGGGUAUCCACUUCUCUAUGAGUAUGGUACUGUGGGAAUGUCGUACCACAAAAGCCUCGAGUGAGGUCCCUUGGGGGACGAUCCGGCCGCUGGAUGAUUUCCUUCCGUGGCCAAUACGAAAUAAUCCUUCUGAAGAUACCCAUUCUGGUGGACCCGUCUCGCUUAGGGACCGCUGGUAUGUCCUCACAGAGGACUUUUCGUCUCGAUUCCUCUCUCAUGAAAACGACAAACUCCCAGCACUCUCGGGGCUAGCUUCUACCUUCGCGGAGUCUUUUGGACCUGAGACAUACCUCGGAGGAAUUUGGCGCAGUCAUAUGCCUUCUGGUCUCCUCUGGAAAACCACUCUUCAGAGCGAACCAUCGCUAUUUCCAACGUUCCAACCUCGACGGCCCAUGUUGUACCGAGCACCGAGCUGGUCUUGGGCGUCGAUAGAUAGUUUGAUCUCAUAUGAAAGCCAGAGGCUCUCACACAUGGGUGACAGUAGACCGGAAGAAAGCGCUGGCAGUUACGAUUAUGGGUUUUUUGAGAUUGUUGCUAGCGAGCGGAAGCUUGCUAGGAGUGAUCCCUUUGGUGCAAUAUCUGCCGCAUCACUGUUGAUAAAAGGAUCUAUACUGCCGAUGCAGUUUCGUUACGAGAAAUUCGGAAACGAGUCCAUGUACGACGAUGGGAUGAGAGUCCUUAUCGGCGACGAUGGUAGUACUGCUGGAGCAUUCUAUCCAGAUAUUAUAACCGAGAUCCGAGACAUGGAAUGGAUUCACUGCUUGAGUAUCAAGGGAGAGUCAUUGUUUGCAGAGAGGUCCGUACCAUACGAGUUGUACCAGAAGCACUUCUCUACAGAAGAUGAAGUUUCGGGAGAGAGUGCGAUGAUCAUGGGGCUUGCUCUAAUGAAGGACUCGACCAAAUCAAAUGCAUACCAGCGAGUGGGACUUAUACGAUGGGUGAAAAAGUCUCUAUUUUCUGGCAUUUUGCCAUCAACUUUCACCUUUCUGUAAUCUAAGAGAUCUGCCUUUUUGUUUUCCUCGAGUAUGGUCGGGCUGUCGAAUGGAAUGAUGCCUGUAGGGUUUUCCCAGGAGUCUAGUUUCUAGCCGUGCGAGAGAGUUCCGUCAUCACUAUACUAUAGCGGUUAACCAGUUCAUGAAGCACACAAAGUCCCAUCAUGUUCAGCAGCUUGAUUUCACCUGCAUGCUGCAUAUUGUAGUGUAUCACAUGACAUCACGCUAGGCUCUUCUGCUACCUACGUAC
Molecule: messenger RNA, 2339 nt
Organism: Cadophora gregata
Lineage: Eukaryota; Fungi; Ascomycota; Leotiomycetes; Helotiales; Ploettnerulaceae
Exons: 2
Coding region: 1115-2089 (324 amino acids)
Source: RefSeq, a predicted model, not a curated record